Andrographis paniculata is the source of this 1615-nucleotide messenger RNA. RefSeq lists its product as uncharacterized. NCBI's taxonomy places the organism in Eukaryota, Viridiplantae, Streptophyta, Magnoliopsida, Lamiales, Acanthaceae. The coding region runs from base 344 to 1003 and encodes 219 amino acids. The record is from RefSeq and is a predicted model, not a curated record. The transcript is spliced from 6 exons.
UGCAGAAUUCUCUCACUGUUCCCCAAUUGAGUCAAGCUAAUCAAUCCAAUCUACCACUUGCGUAAUUAAUCCAACUUGCAUGUAUGUUUCUGUCCAUAAAUACGUUCGAAUUCGGUUUCUGGAGUCUUCACAGCUGUGGAGAGUUGUGUUUGGAUUGUUUUUUUGCGGCAGUCUGUUGAUAGUUGCACUUUUUUGUUGUACGAUUGGGGAUUUGGUGUGAACAUGUGAUGCGUUUGGAAAGUUUUGGUGGUUGUGAGGAAUUGUGUAAUCUCUGGUUUUCUUAAUUAAUUUAUUUAUUUUUAUAAAAUUUGAUAAUUCGCCGACAAAAUUUGAGCUCUGAGGAAUGGCGACGGAGGAGGAGAAGAGCGGCGAUUUUUAUGCGGUUUUGGGAUUGGAAAAAGAAUGCACCGCGGCGGAGCUGAGGAAUGCGUAUAAGAAACUUGCAAUGAAAUGGCAUCCCGAUCGUUGCUCUUCUUCUGGAAAUUCAAAGGAAGCGGCGAAGACAAAAUUUCAAGCCAUACAGCAAGCCUAUUCAGUGCUUUCGGAUUCCAACAAAAGGUUUCUGUACGACUUAGGGGUCUACGACUCUGACGACGAAAAUGAUGAGAAUGGUAUGGGCGAUUUCUUGAACGAAAUGGUGACUAUGAUGAGCCAAAGUAAACAAAAUGAAAACAAAAGCACGAGUUUUGAAGAACUUCAACAAUUGUUCGAGGAUGUAUUCCACAACGACGUUGAUGCAUUCAAUGCAUCUCCUUGCGCUCCCACUUCCUCCAGACAAGAUUCCUUCACCGAGACACAUACGUACUCGAACAAGAGGAACUCGUACCACAUCAGCAGCAGCAUCGAAGCUACACUAUCAGAAGGGUUCUGCACUGGGGAAAACAUCAAGUUGGGACGAGCACCUGAGGAAAGAAUAAAAGGUAACCGUAGGGAUGGCAGGAAACAGAAAGUAUCGUCAGGACAAGAUGUCUCGUCGGGCCAAUACUCAGGUAUAUCAGCUUAAUUGCACUCGAGAUGUAUUGAGCAUUUGGCCUGAUCCUGAUGUUAUCUAUUUUCACCGGUAUUCCCGUCUCAGUUUUACAUUGGUUUUUGGUUCUUUUGGUAAAUGGAACUCAUCACUCUGGCCUUUUUUUAAGUUCUGUAGUAAUUUAUUGUCGAUUAACAUUUUCAGCUGUAGUAAUUUGUUGUUUUGUUUAGAAAAAUUCUAGUUAAUUGUGAUUGAGCCUGUUAUAUUGAAACAACCCCGCGAUGGUAUAAAUUGAAAUAAUCAUCAUCUACUAGUAAAAUGUAGUUACUUUAUUUUAUUUUAUAUUAUUUCAUCGAGCCCCGAAAUUGAGGGGUUCUUCCUGUUGGAAAAAUCUUUUGCAAAAUGUGAAGGUGAACUCGUAGAUCAACGAAGGUUCUUCAGCAUUGGAGAUGUGAAUUGGAAAUAUCAUCUCAUCUCAUGGUUGGCAUUGGCAUUGCCAUUUCGAGGGAGGUUAGUAUUUGUCAAUGUUGUUGAUUCAGAUUUGUUUUCCCGAUCAAGGUUUGAAAUUGAUUUAUGGUUUAUACCUUGUAGUAGGCAAUGCUGUGUACUAACUUGUAACUAUAUAUAUUGAUUGACAAUAUUAAAUAA